CGUUAUCUACAAAAUAAUAGUCAAUGGUCUGUAUCAUUAAACGGAUUCCGUUAUCGAACUCACUGCCACUCUUUUUCCACAACGCGGAGGCGAGAGUUGGUGCCUUGAAGGUGAAAGUGGUAGAGUCAAGAUGUGGCCCUCAAUACUCGACGCAAUCAAAAUGAAUCCGUUUUCAACACCUUUUGUGACAGCCAAAUGUCAGGGGCACAAUGAGCUCGCACAGGCGCUCGUUAAAAAUCGUCAUAUUGCGGCAGCCUCCACCAGUUCAGGCGACAGCUGCGAAUUUGGAUCGAAUAAAUAUUUUAUGCUAUGUGGUUUGGGUGGUAUCUUGUCAUGUGGUAUUACUCACACCAUGAUCACACCCUUGGAUUUAGUAAAAUGUCGAAUUCAAGUAGAUUCCGCAAAGUACAAAUCGGUCUUCAAUGGUUUCCGAGUGACAUUGGCUGAGGAUGGAACACGAGGUUUGGCAAAAGGUUGGGCCCCAACAUUCUUUGGUUAUUCCUCACAAGGAAUGUUCAAAUUUGGUCUUUACGAAGUCUUCAAAGUAUAUUAUUCGGCGCUUGCUGGAGAAGAAAUGGCAUAUGAAUAUAGAAUAAGUUUAUAUCUUGUUUCUUCUGCAUCUGCAGAAUUCUUUGCCGAUAUUGGUCUAGCUCCGUUCGAAGCUGCUAAAGUCAGGAUUCAAACCAUGCCAGGGUAUGCAAACACUUUGAGGGAGGCGUUCCCAAAAAUGUACGGCGAAGAAGGUCUUGGUGGAUUUUACAAAGGGCUAGUACCUUUGUGGCUUCGUCAAAUUCCAUACACAAUGAUGAAGUUUGCUUGUUUCGAGCGAACGCUUGAGCUCUUGUAUAAAUAUGUAGUUCCUAAGCCACGACUAGAAUGCACGAAAGGCGAACAGUUGGUUGUUACCUUUGCGGCUGGAUAUAUUGCCGGUGUAUUUUGUGCAAUUGUAUCUCAUCCGGCUGAUUCUGUUGUAUCGAAACUGAAUCAAGAGAGGGGAGCCUCAGCCGGUGACGUUUUAAGAAAACUUGGCUUUGCUGGUGUAUGGAAGGGUCUUGGUCCUCGUAUUGUUAUGAUUGGUACAUUAACAGGAGCACAAUGGUUCAUUUAUGAUGCCGUUAAAGUAUGGCUUCGUAUGCCACGCCCACCACCACCAGAGAUGCCGGAAUCACUUAAGAAGAAGUAUGGAGUGGCUUAAUUAUCAUACACCAAUAAUAUGUUUGAUUGAAUUGUGAAGCAAUUGCAGUUAGAACGAAAUGAGCAUAGAUGAAUUACAUUACUUCCUUAUGGUACAUUGUCGAACAAUGUUUCUGCCAUACAUUUUGAGUAUUUAUUCUGAAACACAGACAUCAGUGCAGGUGCCACUGCCUUAAAACUAUAUAGAAGUAUUAAUGUGCUGCAAAUGUGAAUCAUUGUACAUCAUUACUAGUUGUAUGAUUAUAAAGUAGCACAUUUAUAAACAUUUAAUAGUGACAGUGAGUUACCUAUUGUAACCGGAAACUGUUACUUUGUACAUAGAGUGAUCACUGUAAAUAAAUCAUCCGUGAUUGCUCGAUUAAAUCU
Molecule: messenger RNA, 1560 nt
Organism: Colletes gigas
Lineage: Eukaryota; Metazoa; Arthropoda; Insecta; Hymenoptera; Colletidae
Gene: Mpcp1
Product: phosphate carrier protein, mitochondrial
Exons: 6
Coding region: 131-1195 (354 amino acids)
Biological process (GO): mitochondrial phosphate ion transmembrane transport
Cellular component (GO): mitochondrial inner membrane
Molecular function (GO): phosphate transmembrane transporter activity
Source: RefSeq, a predicted model, not a curated record